This is a messenger RNA of Lycium barbarum (goji berry), 2177 nucleotides long. Its product is annotated as peptide-N4-(N-acetyl-beta-glucosaminyl)asparagine amidase A-like. Gene Ontology annotation, cellular component: vacuole. The transcript has a single exon. Bases 41 to 1903 code for a protein of 620 amino acids. NCBI's taxonomy places the organism in Eukaryota, Viridiplantae, Streptophyta, Magnoliopsida, Solanales, Solanaceae. The record is from RefSeq and is a predicted model, not a curated record.
AGUAGUCAGGUAUUCAACAUACCGUCAGAGCGAACCAUUAAUGGCUUUCUCCUUCCUCUCUUUCCUCUUCUUGGUUUUUUUCUCUCCACUCUUUUCCACAGCAACAACUCUCCAAAGUAAAUCUCUCUUUAGAUCACAUCUCACUACUCAACUAGACUCUUCUUCCAACAACAACAAUAAUGCCACCCCAACAACCUUUUUCGAAGUCACCAAACCUAUAAAUCUCCCAAAAACCAAACCUUUCACAUAUCUAAUCCUUCAACAUGACUUUGGUUACACAUAUGGUAAACCCCCUGUUCUUGCAAACUACACACCCCCUUCAAAUUUCCCAAAUGGGAAAUUUUCCAAGAUUGUGUUAGAAUGGAAAGCAACAUGUAAAGGAAGACAAUUUGAUAGAAUUUUUGGGGUUUGGUUAAGUGGGGUUGAGAUUUUGAGAAGUUGUACGGCUGAACCAAGGUCUAAUGGGAUUAUUUGGACUGUUAAGAAAGAUAUUACAAGGUAUUAUUCUUUACUUAUGACAAAUCAAGAACUUGCUGUUUAUAUGGGGAACUUAGUGGAUAGUACUUAUACUGGUGUAUAUCAUGUGAAACUAUUUAUUCACUUUUAUCCUGUUGAAGAAAUAUAUAGUGAUGGUCAGAAGAAUCUGGAAUACUUUCAGAAGGCAUUUGAUAAUGGAGCUGAUUUGAUUUUACCAAUUUCAAGAAAUAUGCCGUUAAAUGAUGGUUUGUGGUUUGAGAUUGAGAAUUCUACUGAUGUUGUGUCAAAGGAGUUUAAAAUUUCUCAAAAUGCUUAUAGGGCUGUACUGGAAAUUUAUGUUUCAUUUCACGAGAAUGAUGAGUUUUGGUAUAGUAAUCCACCAAACGAUUAUAUUCGCGCGAAUAACCUUACUGGUACCCCGGGAAAUGGAGCAUUUAGGGAAGUAGUAGUUAGUGUGGAUGAUCUUGUAGUUGGUUCAGUUUGGCCUUUUACUGUGAUUUAUACCGGGGGUGUAAAUCCCCUCUUGUGGAGACCCAUAAGUGGAAUUGGUUCGUUUGAUCUUCCUUCGUAUGGUAUUGAAAUUACGCCAUUGUUAGGGAAGAUUUUAGAUGGAAAUGAACAUAAGAUUUCGUUCAGUGUCACGAAUGCUCUUAAUGUGUGGUAUAUCGAUGCAAAUUUGCAUCUUUGGUUGGAUGAGAAGAGUAUAAAGACAGAAGGGGUGUUAUUGAAAUACAAUAGUCUGCCCCUUUCCUUUUCUCUUGUGACAAAUUUUACGGGUAUUGAUGGAUCUUUCCUCACAAACGCUAGUAGAUCGAUCACAUUGACAGGAUGGGUAAAGUCGUCUUACGGGAAUAUCACUACUAAGUCAGCUCAAGGUUUAAGUUAUAGUAACUAUAUGGUGGCGGGAAAUGAAGGAAACUUGCAAUUGGUGGAUCAGAUUAUUCACUUCAACGAUACUGUUGAUUUCAUGAUGGCAUCUUCUUCUGUCAAGUCUCUUGAGUCCUUUAAAAAGUUUACGCUUUUCUUGUAUUCUGACAAUGUAGACAAAGAAGAUGAAAGCUAUGCCUCAAUCUCGAAUGUUACGUUGGGAUUUCAUGAUCAGAGGGUAAAGACUUCCAAGUAUGGAUCCUUAGCGAGUUCUAUUGAGAAUAUGCAAAAAGCACAGGGCUAUAUGCUUGUAAAGGGCCGGUUGGUAGUCAGCGGGAUUGGGAGUACCCAACAAGUUUACAAAUAUAAGGACAAUGAAUGCUUAUACUCCAGGAACAUAAGCAGCUCAAACUACACAAUACUUCGUGAUAAAGUAAGCGAUAGUUGCCCCAGAAGCACUUUGUCUCGUCGACCUUUCAGCUUCGGUAAAUUUCAGUUUGUUCCUGCUCGAAGGGUCUCUUUGGCAUCUCAUUUUGGUGCUGUUAAAGCUUGUGUCUGACAUUUUUCCAUUUCAUUGUCUUCCACUCAUUCGCCAUAAAGAAGUUAGCAACUGUCACGGUCUUCCAAUUAUGAUCGAAAUUCAAUACUUCUGCAUUGCCUCUUAUGUUCUUGCUUUUGUUCGGGUUCCACUUUGUACAAUAAGAAACAAGCAUCAAACACUAGCAUCACCUUGGCAUUUGUGUUGCUCCGUAUUCCAAGACUAAACUUAACUGGAACUUUCACCAAUGUUGUUUCCAGGGAGAAUGAUAUAUAAAAUGAUAUUACAUGGAUCA